Molecule: messenger RNA, 6168 nt
Organism: Hemicordylus capensis (graceful crag lizard)
Lineage: Eukaryota; Metazoa; Chordata; Lepidosauria; Squamata; Cordylidae
Exons: 5
Coding region: 1240-2475 (411 amino acids)
Molecular function (GO): catalytic activity
Source: RefSeq, a predicted model, not a curated record
UGAAAGGAGAAGUAGAUUUGGGUGUCAUCAGCAUACUGAUAACACCCAGCACCAAAUUUCCUGAUGACCUCACCCUGCGGUUUCAUGUAGAUAUUGAAAAGCAUUGGUGAGAGAAUGGAGCCCUGAGGGACUCCAUAUAACAACUCCUGCUUUGAGGAGCAACUGUCACCAAGCUCCACUAUCUGGGAUCUACCCGAGAGAUAGGAACAGAACCACUGCAAAGCAGUGCCUCCUAUUCCCAACUCCCCCAGGCGACCCAGAAGGAUACCAUGGUCGAUGGUAUUGAACGCCGCCGAGAGAUCCAAGAGGACCAACAGAGUCACACUCCCUCUGUCGAUUCCCCAGUAAAGGCCAUCCGUCAGGCUGACCAAGGCUGUCUCAACCCCAUAGCCCAUUCUAAAGCCAGUUAGAAAUGGGUCUAGAUAAUCAGUUUCUUCCAAAAGUUAGGUUGUUAGGUUUCUGGAGGAAAGGUACCACUAAGUCGAGAAGGAUGCCAGCAUGGCUAACAGAUACUGUCAAGGAAGCCAUAAAAGGGAAGAAGACUUCUUUCUGAAAUUGGAAGUCCUGCCCAAAUGAGGAGAACAGAAAGGAACACAUACUCUGGCAAAAGAAAUGCAAGGUGACAAUAAGGGAGGCAAAAAGAGAGUUUGAGGAACGUUUAGCUAAAAGCAUCAAAGGCAAUAACAAAAACUUCUUUAAACACAAUGGAUGCAGGAAACCUGCCAGGGAGGCAGUUGGACCAUUAGACAAUGAGGGAGUGAAAGGGAUUAUUGAAGAUAUGGAGGUUGCAGAGCAGCUAAAUGAGUUCUUUGCGUCCAUCUUCAUGGCAGAGGAUACUGAGCAUAUACCUGUUCCUGAACCAGGCUUUUUCGGGAUGGAGGCUAAAGAACUGAGUCAGAUAGAAGUGACAAGAGAUAAUGUUCUAAACUGUCUGGAAAAACUGAAAACUAGCAAGUCACCAGAGCGGGAUGGCAUCCAUCCAAGAGUCCUCAAAGAACUCAAAUGUGUAAUUGCUGGCCUCCCUGCUAAAAUAUAUAACUUAUCCCUGCAACCAGGCUCUGUACUGGAGGACUGGAAAGUAGCAAAUGUAACACCAGUUUUCAAAAAGGGAUCCAGGGGCGAUCCAGGAAAUUACAGGCUGGUUAGCUUAACGUCCAUUCCAGGCAAAUUGAUGGAAAACAUCCUUAAGGAUAAAAUUGUAAAGCAUGUACUGUAGAAGAACAGGCCCUGCUGGGUGGAAUGUGCCUGGGAGAGCAGGAAAGUGGGGUUGGUGUGGGGGCAGAAAUACCAUUGGUAGCGGGCAGAGGGAAAUACAGCGGUGGGAGUUGGACUGGCUGUCACAGGGAGAAAUGGUCCAGGCAACUGAGGCCUGUCCAUUUUUCCAGCUCUUCUCCCAACCCUGAGACCUCUGGGAGCUCUGAGAACACUCCCUCGAGAAUUAGGAUGCUGCUGCUGAAUGCCAAGUCAGUUAAUGCUAAAACAUCUCUCAUCCACAAUCUGAUUGUGGAUGAGCGUGCUGACCUGGUAUGUGUGACGGAGACCUGGGUGGAUGAGCUGGGCGGGGUUGGUCUCUCCCAGCUCUGUCCUCCAGGUUUCCUGAGUGUGCAGCAGCCCCGCCUGGCGAGUCAGGGAGGGGGCGUUGCAGUCAUCUAUCGAGAGACCCUCCCCAUUUCCAGGUGCCUAGUCAGGCAGUCACAGAAUUUUGAGUGUUUGUCCUUGAGGGUGGGUCUCCCAGAUAGGCUGGGGAUUCUGCUGGUGUACCGACCACCCCUCUGCAUUUCAGUCUCCCUACCUGAGCUGGUGGGGGUGGUCUUGGAGGUAGCGUUGGGUUCCCCCAAAUUUAUUGUUCUGGGGGAUUUCAAUGGCCACACUGAGGCCCCUCUAGUAGGUUUGGCUCAGGAUUUCAUGGCAACCAUGGGCCUGUCUCAAUUGGUAUUGGGCCCUACCUACAUGGCAGGACACACUCUGGAUAUGGUUCUUGCCGACCAGGGAAUAAAUGAUCUGGAGGUGGAGGAGUUUGAGAUAACUCCCUUGUCAUGGAAAGAUCAUCAUCUGGUGGGGUUUAGUUUGACUGCUCUGUCUGCCCUCUGCAGGGGUGGUGGACCGAUUAGAACGGUCCGCCCCCGGAGGCUUAUGGAUCCGCUUGGGUUCCAGAAGGCCCUCGAGGAGUUUCCAGUGUCCAGAGCUGGUGACCCUGUUGAGGCCCUGGUUGAUCUCUGGAAUGGAGAGACGACCCACGCUGUUGACACGGUUGCUCUUAAACGCCCUCUCCAGCUUGGCAGAGCCCGUUCAGCUCCUUGGUUUUCCUCAGAGCUUAGGAUGAUGAAACAACCUGGACAAGGGCUGGAACGACGCUGGAGGAAGAGUCGUGCUGAAUCCAACCAAACACAGGCUAGAGCCCAUUUUAGGGACUACUCCAUGGCGGUGGGGGUGGCGAAGAAAUUUUUUCUCUCUGCCUCCAUUGCAUCUGCUUAGUGCAGAAAAACAGAGCUGUUUCGUGUGGGAAAAACAUUGCUCCACACAUCCCCCCAGGUAAUGGGGGAGGAACCAUCCACAGCCUGCUGUGAUCAGUUUGCAUGUCACUUUGCAGAUAAAGUCGCUCGCAUCCGUGCUGACCUGGACUCCAGAGUUUUGGCAGUUCUGGCAGACGUGCCUCUGGUACUAUCUGGUCCUGUUGUGUUGGAUUCUUUUCAGUUGGUGCAGCCUGAGGAUGUGGACAAGAUCCUGUGCAGUGUGCGAGCGACAUCGUGCACUCUUGACCCUUGCCCUUCAUCGCUAAUAAAAGCUGACAGGGAGGGUACAGGCAGAUGGUUGGAGGUGAUCAUUAAUGCUUCAUUAAGGGAGGGCAGGAUGCCAUCGUGCCUCAAGGUGGUGUUGGUAAGACCAUUAUUAAAAAAGCCCUCCCUUGAUCCCUCCAACCUGGAAAACUAUAGACCUGUAUAUAACCUUCCGUUUUUGAGCAAGGUGAUAAAGCGUGUGGUAGCAUCCCAGCUGCAGAGGGUCUUGGAUGAUACGGAUUAUCUGGACCCUUUUCAAUCUGGCUUCCGCCCCGGAUAUGGGACUGAAACUGCCUUGAUCGGUCUAGUGGAUGACCUUCGCCGGGGCCUAGACAGGGGGAGUAUGUCCUUGUUGGUUCUGCUGGACCUCUCAGCGGUGUUCAUUGACCAUGGUAUUCUUCUGGACUGCCUCUUGAGUAUGGGAAUUGGAGGUACUUUGUUGGAGUGGUUCCAUUCCUUUCAGGGGGGUGAGUCCAGAAGGUGGUGCUGGGGCACUGCUGCUCGGCCCCGUGGCCAUUGGCCUGUGGGGUCCUGCAGGGUUCGAUUUUGUCCCCCAUGCUGUUUAACAUCUACAUGAAGCCACUGGGAGAGGUCAUCCAGAGACUUGGACUGAGUUGUCAGCAAUAUGCAGAUGACACUUAGCUCUAUCUCUCCUUGUCACCUGAUCCUAGGGAGGCGGUGGAUGUCCUGAAUCGGGGACUGGAGGCCGUGAUGGGCUGGAUGUCAGCUAAUAAACUGAGACUGAAUCCAGACAAGAUGGAGGCUCUAAAAGAAAAAAGGAUCUGUUCCUGUUAAUUUGCUGUCUGCAUGAGGGCCUGAUUAUGGAAGAAUGAAAGCUCCAAGGGGACCAGGGACACCGUCUUCACCCAGGGGUCAAGUCUCUGCAUCUCACCACCUGGAAAAUAGGAAUAUUACCUCAUUCAAUCGUCAACUACAAGUAGUUUUGACAGCUGCCAGAAAAUCCUCCACACAAAGGUCUUAUGCUGCCAAGUGGAAAUGCUUUUCGAAGUUUAUGGAGCCCAGAACUGCUAAUCCUAGUAAGGCUCCUCUUUCACUGAUAUUUGAUGACUCUUGAUUCUAAAAUGCCGUGGGUUAUCACACUCCUCAUUGAGUGUCCACCUGGCAUGCCACACCUGGUUUGUUUUCCCACAAGCUUGUUAAGAAGUUCCUUAAGGGCAUGCUUCAUAUGUUCCCACCCGCUCCUAAGUGUCUCCACCACCCCUGCACUCCGGCAUUUACUGUUAUUUCUGCUGGGGUUUGUGAUUACUUAGCAAAGCGCCAAGGAAGCUCCCACUCCAGUUACAGAGCACAGAGUUUAGUUGUUGCACCUAUUUAAGUAAUAUGAGCGUGGAGAUCACUGCAGAGUCUAAACUAAAUUGAUUUAUUGGUGAAGUACAUUUGAGAUAGGAAAGACCUAUCCUAUCUAUCAGCUACAUAAUGGAUAGGUAGGGGGAAAAGAGAGAGAUGUUUCCAUCUUCUCUCUAGGAGGAAAGGAAGAGGACUGACUCACUACAGGAAGUACCUGAGGAGUCAAGACAGGGGUCAUAGCAUAGAGGCAAGUAGGCAGAGGCGUAACUGAGGUGAGGCAGGCAGGGCAUGUGCCCUGGGCGCCACAUGGGGGGGGGCGCAAAAGUGCCAUGUGGACUCCAGCGCCACCCCACCCCACCCAAAAUUUUACUUUAGCUUGGGGCAUGCCCGCCACUGUGCUGCUGGCAGCGCCCCAGCGAGCUCAGCUCCGACUGGGCACCACACUGCCUGCCCGACGGACCUCCUUCCUCCACCUGGAAUGCCUGGCCCCACCCCCACGCAUGCGCCUCUCAUCCAGUCGCACCGCACGUGCUGCUUCAUUGCACGCUGAGGUGGUGAGAGAGAGAGCGUGUAUUUGCUGCUCCGGGAGGAGAGGCAGGCUGCUGCUGCGCGGGGAGCCCGAGGAGGAGGAGGAGGACGACGACGACGACAACGACAACGAGACCUGCUGCCAGUUUCUCACAACUACAAUAAAGUUUGCAGUGCAUCCAAGACCAAGGGCCACUACAUGGUUCUGUCCUACCACCUUAGUCCAGCAUUACACACUAGAUGUCCACUCUAGAUCUCAAGCAUCCUUUGGUGCCUCCGUCAUACACUCUGCUCUCCACUAAGUCUUCUCCACUUUUGGCUGCACCCUCCAUCCAGAUCCUGCCACUGUAGAUCUGAAAGCAGCACUGCCUCCUGCAGUCUGCUGGAAAAAGAAUAUCAAGAGGAAGGGAAGAGAUGUAUAACCUGCAUUUAGGGAUUCAGUAGUCUGCCAAACAGCAGGAUAACCAGCUUCCGCUGAUGAGGGAUUUCAUCAGUGUAAUUGAAAAGAAUACACAGCACAGUGCAGAGGACAGAAGGAGGUUAAUCAGUGCUCUGGAAAGGAAUGCAAACCUACUGGAUGAUGACUGGCACAUUACUCCUUUGCUGACAGAGCUACACUGACUGCCAAUAGGUUUCCAGGCAAAAUACAGGGUGCUGGUUAUAACCUAUAAAGCCCUAAACGGCUUGGGCCCUUUGUAUUUAAAAUAAUGUCUUCUUCAUUAUGAGCCCCACCGCCUGCUGAGGUCAUCUGGAGAGGGCCGUCUCCAGUUGCCACCAGUUCAGCUGGUGGCCACACCGGGGCAGGCCUUCUCAGUUGCUGCCCCGAGAUUGUGGAAUGCGCUCCCUACUGAAAUACGAUCCUCUCCAUCUCUGACAAUUUUUAAAAAGCAUUUGAAAACCCACCUCUUCACCCAAGAUUUUCCAGCUUUUAAAAUUUUUACGUUUUAAUCUGUGUUUGAUUUGAAAUCAUCUAUAUUGUUUUAAGUCUCUGUGUAUGUUUUUAACUUGUUUUAAUGUUAUUGUUAACUGCCCAGAGACAGAAGUUUGGGACAGUGUACAAAUCUGAGAAAUAAAUAAAUAAUCAACCCAACAGUGAUACUUACAAGUGCCCUAGAAAUGGCAACAGCCCUACUGAUCUGAGCAUGCGCUCUUUUGAAACUGAUCAUGGAAGUGCACUGCCUGAUUGAUCAGUCAUCCACUUCACCAGCAGCAUCCAACACAACAGAAAGAUGGCUCCUACCCCUUGCAGAGACAUGCAGAUACUGAACUGGAAUGGGAGUUCUAUGUUUAAUGCUAGAAAUAAGCUUCUACCAUUUCAAAACCCUUAUUGCCAAUACCAAAACAAUACCUCUAUUCUACUCCCUACAGAGAGGAAAAAUGCAGGGGUAUACUCUGUGUGCCUUGUAGGUAUAUAGUGUGGGUACAUAGUAAAGCAACCCAGAUGUUUCAGUCAGAAAUCCACACAAGUAUUGAUAGAGUUCAAAGCUAAAGAUUUAUUUCAGCACAAUAUAAAAGUUAUAUUUUCCCCCAAAGUAAUCAUCUUAGAAAAACCUUA